Molecule: messenger RNA, 866 nt
Organism: Mesitornis unicolor (brown roatelo)
Lineage: Eukaryota; Metazoa; Chordata; Aves; Mesitornithiformes; Mesitornithidae
Product: cytosolic phospholipase A2 epsilon-like
Exons: 5
Biological process (GO): glycerophospholipid catabolic process
Cellular component (GO): cytosol
Molecular function (GO): calcium ion binding; calcium-dependent phospholipid binding
Source: RefSeq, a predicted model, not a curated record
GCAUGUGGAGUAGUAUAUUUUCCAUAGAUGUGAUGUAUGUCUGGAAUUUGGCUACUGAUUCAGAGGACUUCUGGUGUAGAUGGACCAGAGACAGAGUAAAAGAUAUUGGGGAAGAACCCUAUCUGGCCAUGAAUCCCUAUGAGGUAGACACAUGUCUAUUUUCUCCCUCGAGCGUCCUCUCCUCUGCUCUGCGAGGUGUCUUAACAGGACGCCCAACCAUUGCACAGUAUCCCAAUUUUAUCAGAGGCUUCCAGAUGCAUAGCAAGUACCUGGAGAGUGAAGGAUUUUCUACCUGGAAAGAUACAGUGAUAGACUCCUUCCCAAAUAAACUGAUGGAAACAGCAGACGAUGAGCUCUCCCUGGUUGAUACUGGAUUUUUCAUCAAUACCAGCUACCCACCACUUUUGAGAUCGAAGAGGGAGGUGGAUGUCAUCCUGCAUUUAAAUUACAGUGGAGGGUCCCAGACACUGCCUCUGGAUCAGAUUGCAAAUUACUUCUCGGGGCAAGGAAUUCCGUUUCCUAAAAUUGAGAUAAGUGAAGAAGACAGGGAAAACUUGAAGGAAUGUUAUGUGUUUGAAGAUGCUGACUGUCCACAAGCUCCAACAGUGCUUUUUUUCCCCCUAGUAAAUGACACUUUCAAGAAAUAUAAAGCUCCUGGUGUGGAAAGGAGUCCUGAAGAGAUGGCUGGAGGCAAAGUUGAUGUCUCCAGCAUCUUCUCCCCAUUUACAACAAGGGAGGUGUGUUUCAGUGAAGAGAAUUUUGACAAACUGGUGAAACUGACUGAUUACAAUGUCCUGAAUAAUGAGAAGUCAAUUAUUCGGGCCUUGCGCUUGGCAGUGGCACGGAGGAAGCAGCGGAAAUAUUAG